AUGCAUCUGCUCUAUGCUUUCCUUGCUGUGCUCUCUCUUAGCCACGGUUUCGAUCCUAACUGCCCUGGAAGGUGUAGCUGUGAUGCAGUGCAGUCUGCACAAUGCUACAGACUAACGGAAGUACCGUCGGGCCUUCCUUCCACCACCAAGAGGCUCCUCAUCAGCCACAGCAAAAUUCAACACCUCCAGCUGUCUGACUUCACUGGAAUGUUGGCUCUAGAAGAUUUUAGUCUGCUGGCCAGCGGAACAGAGUCAGUAGAAAAUGACACUUUCAAAACUCUGAGUAACUUGAAGACCUUGGAACUCUGGAAAAAUAAGUUAAGACGAGUCCCUAGUGCUCUCCCCACCAGUCUUGAAGUGCUAAAACUAAAUGAUAAUUCAAUACCUGUCCUUCACGGAUCCGAUUUUGAAGGACUGGAGAAAUUAAAAAUCCUUGAACUUAAAAACAACCUGAUCUCUUCUCUCUCUCCCAGCAUGCUCUCCUCCCUUGUCAGUUUGCAAAAUUUGAUGUUGGAUGGCAACAAUAUUGAGUCCGUAGCUGGACCACUGGCACUUCCCCAUCUGAAACACAUAAGCAUGGAGAAUAAUCAACUACAUCUGAUACCAGCUAGCUUCUUUACUUCUCUUCAGUCUUUGCAAUUUCUCAGUUUCAGUGGUAACUUUCUGACUAAAAUUCCUAUUAAUCUGCCCAAAUCCUUGCUCUCUUUAAAGAUGGAGAGAAACCAGCUCAAAGUGGUAAGAUUUCGAGAUAUGAAACACUUAGAGAAUCUUUCCCAUCUUUACCUGUCGGAAAAUUCACUCUCUUCCGUUGAAGGGGCACAGCUUCUUGCCAAUUUAACUACUCUCGAGUUGUCCCAAAACCAGCUUCAAAUGUUGCCCCUCAGACUACCAGCAAGGCUACAAAAACUUGAUAUGAGCAACAAUCUGAUUCAGAGAGUUACAGCGCAAGAUUUCCAGGACCUUCGAGACUUGAAACACUUGUUUCUGGACAACAACAUUGUCAGCUUGUUCGAAGCUGGAGCCCUGCAGAGGUGUUCUCAGCUCUCCAACCUGGCCCUGGAGCAGAACCUGCUGCUGUCUAUACCUCUAAAGCUCCCGGAGACCUUAGCCAGGCUGGACCUAAAAGGCAAUGCCAUCCAAGAUAUUGCUGAGAGGGAGCUCAAGGAUCUAAAGCAGCUUCAGGUUCUAAACCUCAGGAACAACAAGAUCUCUGCCUUAGACCUCAAAGCCUUGGAGGGGCUGCCUCGUCUCAGGCACCUGUAUCUGGAUGGAAAUCCGUGGAAUUGCACCUGUAGUCUCCUAAAAGCGAGGGAGGUCCUGAAGGCCAAGGGCACAGAUGUGAGGGGAGGACAAUGUGCAGCACCAGCUGAACGACAAGGGGAGAGCUGGAUGUCUUCCAAGAAGAUCAUGAGGCAAUGUGAGCAUCACUUACAUCUGACCGAGACAAACAAAGAAACCAAGAAGAAAUCAAAACCUGAAGAGCACUCCAGCAUCAGAAUCAACAUGGAUGAUGAUGACGAUGAUUACGAAAUUGACUAA
This is a messenger RNA of Ceratotherium simum simum (southern white rhinoceros), 1539 nucleotides long. Its product is annotated as nephrocan-like. Gene Ontology annotation, molecular function: protein binding. The record is from RefSeq and is a predicted model, not a curated record. Lineage: Eukaryota; Metazoa; Chordata; Mammalia; Perissodactyla; Rhinocerotidae.